Molecule: messenger RNA, 4617 nt
Organism: Monascus purpureus
Lineage: Eukaryota; Fungi; Ascomycota; Eurotiomycetes; Eurotiales; Aspergillaceae
Source: the annotation of a GenBank genome assembly
CUUCUACCUCCUUCAUCUAGCUCUCCACGCCUUGAUCAUCUCCGGAAUUGCUUUUCCUCAUUGCUCCUCACCCUUCGCUACUCUUACCUCUCCGACCCUACCCGUUCUAGUGCCGCACGCGCGUAACUGUUUGGCGCAGCAGAGCUCUUGCAUCGAACCACGUCACUGCGCACCACAUCUCCACUGAUCUUAUCUCCUAGGCAGCACUACCCUUGUGUUCCCUUCUCCUCAGUUACGUAUGAACACAAUUCGCCGCCCAGAUACUAAUUGACGUCCUCUCCCUGUCGAGAGCUGUAAUCCUGCGCCGUCCCCACGAUGCGGGGUCUCCGCUUCCUCCCCGUGGUCGCGAGUCUGAACCUCCUCUUACUGUCUUCUUCGAUAGCUUCUGCACAGGGAGAAACCAAGAUCCACGAAGAAGGUCGCUGCGCGAUCAGAGGCCACUGCGGGAAGCAGUCGAUUUUUGGCGGAGAGCUACCUUGUCCGGACAAUGGCCUCGCAGAGAAACCCGAACCAUCGGUCAGAAAGAAGUUGGUGGACCUAUGCGGUAGCAAAUGGGAGGAAGGACCCGUCUGCUGCCUUAAUGAACAGGUCGACGCGCUUGCAAGUAACCUGAAGCUUGCCGAAGGCAUUAUUUCGUCUUGUCCUGCAUGCAAGGAAAAUUUCUUCAACCUCUUCUGUACCUUUACAUGUUCUCCGGACCAGUCGCUCUUUGUCAAUGUCACCCAGACGGCGAAGAGUAAGUCCGGAAAGUACCUGGUGACGGAGUUGGAGAACGUUUGGUCGGAGAAGUACCAGAGUGGUUUCUACGACAGCUGCAAGAAUGUCAAGAAUGGUGCCUCCGGAGGCAAGGCUAUUGAUUUUAUCGGCGGCGGUGCGAAGAACUAUACUCAAUUCCUCAAGUUCCUUGGCGAUAAGAAGUUCUUGGGCAGCCCAUUCCAGAUGAACUUCAAAACAGAACCUAGUGGUGAAGAUUAUCACGGCAUGCAUCCAUUGACUAUUGAGCCAAAGGCUUGCAAUGACUCCGAUCCGGCUUUCCGUUGCUCCUGUGUCGAUUGUCCGGAUGUCUGUCCGGAGUUGCCUCCCCUAACUACGGAGAGGUACUGCCACGUCGGGCUGCUCCCGUGCCUGUCGUUUGCUGUCAUCAUUAUCUACUCCGUAUUUCUCUUAUUUAUUGUUGCUCUAUCCACCUAUGUUGCAUAUAAGGAGCGCCGCUUUCGCAAGCCCGAGCGCGUCCGUCUUCUUCAGGAUCCGGUGCCGAGCGACGAUGAGGAUGAAGGCGACAUUCUUGGUACUGGAGGUUAUUUUGAGCAGCCUAAUGGCAUUUAUAAACUUAAUUCCAUUCUAGACACCAUGUUCAAUCAUCUUGGUGGUGUCUGUGCCCGGUUUCCGGCCCUGACAAUCGUAUCAAGCUUGAUUGUUGUCGGACUAAUGAGCCUAGGGUGGCUCAGGUUCACCGUCGAAAGAGACCCUGUGCGUCUAUGGGUGAGCCCUACCUCAGAAGCUGCUCUAGAAAAAGAAUUCUUCGAUGCAAACUUUGGUCCGUUCUUCCGGGCUGAGCAGGCGUUCCUCGUCAAUGAUAGUGGCCCUGUUCUUAGUUAUGAUACUCUGAGCUGGUGGUUCGACGUUGAAUCACGGGUCCGCCGUACCAUUUCCUCAGAUCACGAGUUGAUCCUCGAUGACGUUUGCUUCAAGCCAGUUGAUGAUGCCUGCGUUGUCCAGUCUCUGACCGGCUAUUUUGGUGGCUCCGUUGCUGGGCUACGACCUGACACCUGGCAAGACAGGCUCAAGCAUUGCACGGAAUCUCCAGGAGAUAUUAGCUGUCUUCCAGACUUCAAGCAACCCCUCAGACCGGAGAUGAUUCUUGGUGGAUACGAAGAAACUGGAAACGUGCUGGAUGCCAAAGCCCUAGUGUCAACGUGGGUGGUGAAUAACUACCCCCAAGGUGCCGAGGGCGAGGCCAGGGCUAUUGACUGGGAAAACAGUUUGAGACCUAUACUUGAAGUCGUUCAGGAAGAAGCUGAGGCGCGUGGCCUGCACGUUUCUUUUAGUACUGAAGUCAGUCUUGAGCAAGAGCUGAAUAAGUCCAGCAACACCGACGCGAAGAUCGUGGUUAUCAGCUAUAUCAUCAUGUUCAUCUACGUGUCAUUGGCCUUGGGCUCGGUUACGGUCACCUGGAGAUCUUUGUUGACGAAUCCUGCUAAUGCUCUUGUCCAGUCCAAGUUCACUUUGGGUAUUGUUGGGAUUGUCAUUGUUUUGAUGUCCGUGUCGGCUUCUGUUGGGUUGUUCUCUGCGGCAGGAGUCAAAGUGACUUUGAUAAUCGCAGAGGUCAUCCCUUUUCUUGUGUUGGCUGUUGGCGUGGACAACAUCUUCUUGAUUGUCCAUGAAUUUGAGCGGACUAAUCUGAAUUACCCAGACGAAGAGAUUGAUGAGCGUGUUGCUCGCGCUGUUGGGAGAAUUGGCCCCAGCAUCUUCCUCUCUGCCAUUACAGAGACUGUCGCUUUCGCCUUGGGUGUCUUCGUUGGAAUGCCGGCUGUCAAAAAUUUUGCUGCCUAUGCAGCCGGUGCGGUUCUUAUCAAUGCUGUUCUGCAGGUUACCAUGUUUAUCUCCGUUCUUGCGCUAAAUCAAAAACGCGUCGAAAGUCUUCGUGCAGACUGUAUUCCUUGUCUCACCGUACGCAGAGCAAACUCUUCCGGUAUGUCUCAUGAUCAUGUCUACGACGACCAAGAAGUAGAGAGUCUUCUCCAGAAGUUUGUUCGCAAAGUCUAUGCGCCGCUUCUGCUAGGUCGCCGAGUCAAGGUUGUCGUGGUCAUCGCGUUCCUGGGUUUAUUCACUGCAGGCCUGGCCUUGGUUCCUGAAGUGGCUCUUGGCCUAGACCAGCGUAUUGCUCUCCCAAGUGAUUCCUAUUUGAUACAGUAUUUCAAUGAUCUGGAUGCUUAUUUCGACAGCGGUCCUCCCGCAUACUUCGUGACCCGAGAUGUGAACCUAACUGAGCGCAGCCAUCAGAGGCAACUCUGCGGACGUUUCACGACCUGCGAAGAAUUCUCACUACCAUUCGUGCUGGAGCAGGAGUCAAAGCGUUCUGACGUGUCUUACAUCUAUGGAUCCACCGCCAGCUGGAUAGAUGACUUCUUCUACUGGUUAAACCCACAGCAGGACUGCUGUAAAGAGAAUGGGAAGAUCUGCUUUGAAGACAGACAGCCGCCAUGGAACCUCAGUCUAUACGGCAUGCCUGAGGGAUCUGAAUUUGUUUAUUAUGCGGACAAGUGGGUCGAUGCGCCCACGGAUGCAUCUUGUCCCCUUGGAGGGAAGGCACCAUACAGCAAUGCCGUUGUCAUCGAUUCGAACCGCCUGACGAUCAAUGCCAGCCAUUUUAGGACCAGCCAUACCCCGCUGAGAAGCCAGAAGGACUUCAUCAAUGCAUACCAGUCGGCUCGGCGUAUUGCCCGAGAUGUUUCGGCAAGAUAUAAUAUCGAUCUGUUCCCGUACUCGAAAUUUUAUAUCUUCUUUGACCAGUACCUAUCUAUUGUGCAGUUGACCGGCGCUCUACUUGGGUCAGCCGUGGGUAUCAUCUUUGUCAUUACCUCCGCCAUCCUUGGCUCUACCGCGACGGGAGCCGUUGUCACCGUGACUGUUGUGAUGAUCGUGGUGGACAUAAUCGGCACUAUGGCAGUGGCAGGGGUAUCGCUGAAUGCCGUCUCCCUUGUCAACCUGAUAAUUUGUGUCGGAAUCGGCGUGGAGUUUUGCGCCCACAUAGCACGGGCAUUCAUGUUUCCUGCCCGUCCCAUCAUGGAGAGUGCACCAACAAAGUUCCGGGGCAAGGACGCUCGGGCUUGGACCGCAUUGGUGAACGUGGGAGGCACUGUGUUUAGCGGUAUCACCUUGACGAAGCUGCUGGGUGUAUGCGUGCUUGCCUUUACACGAAGCAAGAUCUUCGAGAUAUAUUACUUCCGAGUCUGGUUGGCGCUGGUCGUGUUCGCGGCUUCCCACGCACUCGUUUUCUUUCCAGUGGCACUUAGUUAUUUUGGCGGAGAAGGUAUGUUCUUUUAUUGACGCUGUUCUGGGCCAUGGCAUGUCAACUAACCCCAGAAACAGGAUACUCCGACCCGGGAUCAGUCGGAGGCCUGGAGGAGAAUCUUGCUUCCCGCGGCUACCGUUCGUUGCUGGUUGACGAAGAUUACGACUCAGACGAAUUCUAAACAGGUUCUGGCCAUUAUCGCAGAACUUAUUUCCAUCGCUGUUUCCCGUUCCAGAUCUUCAUCAACAGCUACGACCCCAAGACUCCGCUCCUCCACGAUAUUAUAUUACGAAAGUGAUCUAGGGUUGCAUGUUCGUAAUGGAGUUUACAUGGCAGUUCCUUUUCUUGCUUCUUCCUUUUCUUUGUACAAAAGCGGGUUUGGCGGAAAUGCAUACUGUAUCACCUGGCUUUUUUUAGAUGUGUGAAUGCACGGCCGCGAGGCCAGUUGUGGGCAUGUCUUGAACAACUUGUGGCAUCUACUGAAAGAUAAUACUGGGAUAUUGUUGACUCUAUUAUGCAAAGAUGUAGAUUAAUAUUAAUAGUUGAUGGCCACGUCUGCUGGACUUUUCCUCCAAAAAUGCGUCCACACGUGGAAACCCCGC